AGGCAAGGUAUCCAACAAUUUUGGAGUUGUUUGAUAGCCUUGGAGUUGAUGUGGAAGCAUCUGAUGUUUCAUUCUCUGUAAGCCAUGACAAAGGCAAUGGCUAUGAGUGGUGCAGCCAAUAUGGCUAUUCAAACCAGUUUGCACACAAGAGGAAAAUGUUGAAUCCUUACAAUUGGCCAGACCUCAGAGAAAUUACCAAGUUCGGGAAUGAUGUCAACAGUUACCUUGAAUCACUUGAGCACAAUCCAGACAUUGAUCGAAAUGAAACCUUGGGGCAGUUUAUAAAUUCUAAGGGUUACUCUGAAAAUUUUAAGAACUCUUACCUGGCUCCCAUAUGUGGUUCAGUAUUGUCCUGCUCCCAGGAAGAGGUUAUGGGCUUUUCAGCCUUCUCCAUUCUUUCAUAUUGUCGCAAUCAUCAUUUGUACCAGCUAUUUGGGAAUCCACAGUGGUUAACUAUCAGAAGCCACUCAUAUUUUGUUAAAAAGGUCAGAGACAUGCUGGAGAGUAGAGAUUGUCAAUUUAAACUUGGUUGUCAAGUAAAUUCUGUUGUGCCUGCUGAUAAUGGUAUCACCAUAGUCUGUGGAGAUGGUUUCCAAGAAACGUACAAUGGGUGCGUAAUGGCUGUUGAUGCUCCCACAGCCCUAAGAAUAUUAGGAAACCAAACAACAUUUGAAGAAAAGAGAGUACUGGGUGCAUUCCAAUAUGCUUCACUGGAAAUUGAUUGCCAAAUGAGAAAAUUUACUCCUUUUGCUGAGCACUGGAAAUUAGGGAAUUGA
Durio zibethinus is the source of this 776-nucleotide messenger RNA. The record is from RefSeq and is a predicted model, not a curated record. NCBI's taxonomy places the organism in Eukaryota, Viridiplantae, Streptophyta, Magnoliopsida, Malvales, Malvaceae.